CCAGCGGAGCUCCCGCCGUCCGACACUCCUCGUGUGAGGGGCGGAAGGGCCGCCCGCCGAGGCGGAGCGGGGCUUCGCUGUGGAGGAUCGCCAUCAGGAGAAAGCGGGAGUCGUUGCUUUGCGGGUCAGGGGUCAAUGGCACUGGGCAGCCAGAAUGGGCCGAGCUCGGAUAGGGCACCAGCAGGCACGUGAUGCUCAGGCCCACUCCCCAUAGGCCGCUCUGGGAUUUAAAGGGCCCGCACCCCACCGCCUGUUGUUAUGUUAAAGGACCCGCAGCCUCUGGUCCCGGGGCAGCCUUGUCGGCGGGCAGCCGCGGCAUGGAUGGCACUGGCGCAGCGUCAUCAGAGAGACCUCAACCCUGGCGCAGUGCAGUCAGAAGGCCUACAACCUUGUUAAUUGGCCCCGCCAGUGAAUAUACCCUGUGAGGAGCAGUUACUGGUGUCCCAUAGUUUAGUGGCGGGUCGUUAAAGGACGGAUUGUCAUGUCCAGUGGAGAGCUGUCAAGAAGCCAAUAGUCAGUGGACAGUUCUUCAAGGACCAGAAAGAUUGUGCCCCGUGGAAGGUUGUUUAAAACCUUCACUCCUCAACAAUCCACUGCUGAGCACUCCUACAAGUGUUAUGUCACAUGGCGUCCCAAUGAAUGUUCAUGAUCAUUGUUAGGCCUUUGGGUCAUGUUGAGUUGUGCAGUGUGACAGAGCAGAAUGGCUGAGCAACUUCACAGCAUCAACCUCCAGAAUUUCAGCAGAUCCCUUUUGGAGACUCUGAACUCACAACGCCUUGGCGGCCAUUUCUGUGAUGUGACAGUACGUAUCCAUAACACAGCUCUCCGAGCCCACCGCUGUGUGUUGGCUGCGGCUAGCCCCUUUUUCCAUGAUAAACUCUUGUUGGGUUACAGUGAGAUUGAGGUCCCACCUUUGGUCUCAGCCCAGACUCUGCGACGACUGGUGGAUUUUAUGUACAGUGGCUCGCUAAUGGUCUCUCAUGUGGAGGCUCUACAGAUCCUCACAGCAGCGAGCGUCCUUCAGAUUAAAACCAUUAUUGACGAGUGCACACGAAUUAUUUCACAAAAUGCCCCACAAAAGGCUCAGGGGGACCAGCCAUUAGCCGGUCAAAAGGUGGACCUUUCUGAUGAGAAGGAAGCUACUCUUUGCCAGACAGCCGGUGACCAGAUCCACAAGUUUCCUAUGGGCUUUAUUGAAACAGCGUUGUCACCCCACACAGCUGAGAGAGAGUUUGACUUUGUGCAGGGAGGCUCAAAGAACACAGCCACAAGUGAUGGUGGGUACAAAGCAGAAGAAAUGGUCCCCACUCUGUGCAGGCAACAAACGACAGCACGUCAGAAAGGAGCUGGAGAGCAGGCCAUUCCUGACCAGGAGAACCUGUCUCUCAUGGACACCGGUCGGAAUAGUGAGGUGCGUGCACUCUGGUACAAUACUGCAGCCAACCAGCGACCCGAGGUAGGGCUAUUGCCACAAGGUAGUCACAGCCGCAAACAGCGGCAGCCAAUCAGGCUCCAAAUGGCUGAUGGAAGUCAAGUGACCAUCAAAGAAGAAGACGAUGAUCUCCUUUACUGUGGGGAGAGCAUCGCUGUCCAGACUGUCCCCAAUCAAACCACAGAGCAGGUCAACCAAGGUGAACAGACUGAGGAGAUCCCUGAGGCGAAUGCGUUUGACCCCAACCAGAGUGCAAUGGGAGACCGAAGAGACUCUGGUGGUCAUCUGAGUUUGAGCAGCAAAGGAGAUGAGAUGGAAUUUUUCAAUGCUAGUGAUCUCUUACCAGACGAACUGAAGUCCUUUUGGCAGGGAGAGAAGGAGGAGAAGGACACUGCCAUACAGCAAAAUCGCAAAGCGGACUGCAAGUCACAGCUUGAGGCUCCAUUCCCACGGUCUUCAACAUUUAUGCAAGACUUUCUCCCGGGAUCGACCAUACAAUCCAACCUACGUAACCAGGGCUGCUCUGCACAAUAUGAUGUUCAAGGAGAUGCCACCGUGGCCAGCACAACUACUCACCGCAACCUCUACCCAAUGGGCCUUCCUCAGUCUCCUCACCUACCACCAUUGGCAUCCACCUCCCAGACGUGUAUGUCCAGCAUUCCAGCUCAGACAACGUGUCAGAAUCCCCCAGUAUUCCCAGAUGGAGGCCAAGCAGUGCCAGUGUCCGCUCCGGCUCCAGCCAGUCAGAUUCCCAGUGAAGCUGAGCGGAAACCCUAUGGAUGCACACAAUGUGGGAAAACUUUCAGCUCCAGGCAGAACUACGCCAAGCACAUGUUUGUUCACACAGGUGAGAAACCUCAUCAGUGCAGUGUGUGCUGGCGAUCAUUCUCGCUCAGGGACUACUUGAUAAAACACAUGGUGACACACACAGGCGUCCGAGCGUACCAGUGCCCGGUGUGCAAUAAACGCUUUACUCAAAAGAGCUCCCUCAACGUACACAUGCGGCUCCAUCGUGGCGAGAAGGCCUUCGAGUGUCACGUCUGUAACAAGCGUUUCUCACACAAGACUCUGCUGGAGAGGCACAUGGCCACACACAUAAUAUAAAUGCCGGCGCACUGGGUCCGAGCCAUACAAAUCCACACCAGGUUUGCCUGGGAAGAUCGAUAUACUUGGUAAACCCAUGCCUCGCGCACCAAGGGAGUUUUAGCCGGGGAUAUAAACCAGCUUUUGUGUGAAUGCAGUAUUAGGAAGAGGUAGACCAUAAAACUGGGAACAGUUGAACCUUCCCCUGCUUUCCUCCCCCCUCCCUCCCCCCAAACUUCCACCAAACCCUGCAGGAAUUUUCAAACACAGCUCAGAGUGGCUGCAUCAGCCAGGGUCACACUCAGGCAACACAGAACAGGAAGGACCCAGCUCCCGGGUCUCUGUUGAGGUAACUAAUCUGAGCCACAGUCCAUAUCCAUUGGUCAGAGAGAGGAACACCUGCAGAGUGCACUAGCCAUUAGUAGAUGUUUUGAUGAGUUCAGUUUGGCUGUGAUGCAUCUGAACAGAUCAUAGAUAUAGUCGUGUUCGCCCCAUCACAUGAGUAGAGAGGGAUAAAGGGCUAUCCAGCCUACCUGUGUUUCAGAGAUCUUAACCUACAGUACUGUACUACACAACACAAUGACGUAUUGCCUUUAUAUAGUGCCUUCGUUGGAGCAAAAUAUCCCAGGGUGUUUCACAGGAGCAUUUUUAAACAAAAACAUACCUAGCUUCAUAAGUAAAUCUUCAUGCAAAUGAACAAAGGCUUGGUCAACAAAGUAGGUUUUAAAGAGCAUCUUAAAGGAGGCGUGAGAGGCAGAGAAGUUUAGGAAGGGAAAUCCAGAGCGCAAGACUCAGGCAGUUGAAGGCACAGCUGCCAGCAGAAGAGUAAUUAAAUUCAGGGAUGAUCAAGAGGAUAGAAGUGGAGAAGCAGAGAAAUCUCUGAGGGAAUGUGGUUCAAAGGAGUGAAAACAUCAAGGCAAUUUUAUAUGUUACUGCUUAAUUGGGACCCAACAUAGAUCAGUAAGCACAGAAUUGAUGUGUGAAUGGACUCAGUGUGAGUUAGGCUCAGAUUUCCAUGAGAGGCCAGCCAGGAGUGUGUUGGACUAAUCAAGAAUGGAAGUAACAAAGGCAUGACGGGGACCGUCCACAGCAGAGACUGACAGCAGUUAGCUGAGCAAUCUGGUCUAUUUAAAUGGAGUGAAUUCCAGACCUUACGUCUACAGUUCUCCACCACCACCACCCCCCACCCCCCCCCCCACCAAUCCUUCAACCUAUUACUAUAUCUUAUUCUCCUACUUAUUGACCUGCUAAAGAGAGUUUAUCCCUUUUACCCAUCAUGUUUGGUCUUUCACAGUUUUAUACCUCGGUUAAAUUUCCCUUUGGCCUCUAUUCCAAAACAAAUAAACCCAAUUUAGCCAAGCUUCCCUCAUAGUUAUAAUUUUUCAGCUCUGGUGAUAUCCUCAUAACCCCUUCUGCACUCUCUUGUACUUCCACUACCUUCCUAUAAUGUGGUAACCACAUCUGUACAAAUACUCCUGCUGUGGCUUCAUUAAUAUUUUAGACAGUUCUCGUGUGACCUUCCAGCUUUUGCAUUCUCUGGAAUAAAGGAAAAGAUCCUUUAUUCCAGCUGAGCCAUGAUAGCAGAUUUAACAAGUUGAACAGCCCGUGGUUUUUUUUCUGUCCAUGUUGUGUGAAGAAUGGGCCAAUUGGACAAUGUAUCAAAGGUCAUGUGGGGGUGAACUUACCAGCAUGGUAUCUUCGGUGUGACAUGCAGUUAAAUGACUAGGUGAAACUCCCAUGCUGAAAAGUCACAACCCCUUUUAAAAUAAUCUAAUUCAUGAUAUUGUUAAAGUUUGGGACACUCAUUGAUCAGUUUUUCAUCAGCUGAGUAAUCGUGUGCUUUUGGUAGAGAUGCAGAGGCUUCAGUGAGGGACUAAUUGCCUACAAUUUCAAGGCUCCUCAACUUUGGCUGUGCAUUUUAUUUAAUUAUUCAGCUGAUAAUUCGACAACCAGCUACUUCAGCUAUGCCUUUCCUAAUAUUUUAAACUGCUGUCUGAAAUAUUUAACUAUUUAAAAAAUUAAUAACACGCGGCGCUCGGAUAUAAUCACUGUUAAGAGUGAAAUCCAGGCCAGUAGCUUGACGUGUUGCAGUCUCCAUCCUCGCUGCAUGUCGUGUUUUCCUAAAGCUGCUGUAACAAUUACUUGUCUUGCCUGUGCCUGAUGGCAGUACCGUAGUAGCCACACUUGUCAGGACCACCCCACCCCCACCACAAUUCCAGUUGAUCUACCAGUGUAAGUGGAGUUUCAUUUAAUGACGGGUCGUCCUUAUUCUGCCCAUGUCUUCCCAUAUCUUCCACCCUUCCGGUCACAGUGAUUGAGAGCUGGCACCCUUUUUCCUUUCCCUCAGGAAAAGCCAAUGUAUCACCAGAUAUUGGCAAUGUCUUACCAUAAUCCCUACUUGGGCCCACAGGGAGAUGUAGACAUGGUACAUUGGGACUUGCAGUGCUAUUGGCCUGGUUUGGAAGGGCUGAUGACUUUUGCCAGUGCUUCCCCAGUAUUUUAUUCUUGAUUAUGAAUAUGUGUUUAUCACAGCACCUUUGUAGCCUCAGACAGCCCAGCAGUAGCAACCAGCCAAAGGUUUACAGGAGUAUACAGGCUGUGAUAAAUUAGCUGAUUGAAAUCGGGAGCUCUACUGCUCAUUUUGGCAUCCAGAUUGCUAAGAAAGUCAAUCACUGUUCUGCUCCAGAUUAAGUAUCAGGGAGCAGACUGAAGGCAGAGCGAUGGCAGGCUACGAUUGCCUCCUUUCCCAUCCCAUCACAAUUAAGUGGCUUGUCAAUGUUCAGACAUAAUGACAGUGAGUAGUUGUUAGUGCUGUCUAGAGAGCUGAAUGUCACAAGAUGACCUUUGUGGCAGGAGUUAGGAUGUUUACACCUCAUUGUAAUGAUUUUAAAAAUUACACCCACAUGGUUCUCUGCUGAUGGGAAUCUUUAUAUAGCUGUGUCUUUGCCUGCAUUUGUUGCAAAGUGAGUUAUAGUUAUCUUUAAACAAUAUUUGGAUCCUGACAUUGACAGUGGGUAUCCUUACAGCAACAGAAGCAAGGCAUGACCCCAGUUUCCAGCUUCUCUCAAGUAGAAACAGAAGGUCAGUCAGGGUGCUGGUGAAAUAUGCAGCCCAGCAAGCUGAAUGUUAAAUGAUUUUCCUCUUACUGCUUCAGCUGUGGCUGCGAUUCUGCAGCAGUCUUGAUCUGUGGGACUGCCGGCCUUUUCAGCCAGAUUUAGCGUGCUGUGUAGAAGGAUGGCUGGACAGAACACCAUGUGGAGGUUGAUUUCUGAUCCAGUGCCAUGUGAUGGCCCUAGAACAGUUGCUGCGCUCUGUGGUCACUUGAUCCUUGUCCAGUGCAUGUUUAACUGAUGAUUAAACACUGAUUGGCGCAGUGGGGGUGUUGAACCCUUGCCCAUGCUCUGGAAGCCUGAUUCCAUUGUGUAAGACCUUUAGACAGUGCUGUAAAAUCAGAAAAAUUUUGCCAGUUUCUAAUCAAUCACCAAAACACCAAAAGGGUCCAAUGAGUGUCUGCAACAUUAGAUAUGGCUAUCAUAUUUCAUAUUUUCAUGUAUACAAAGCUUACACACUUAGAGAGCAUCCUCUUGCCAAGCAAUGUACUGCUGCAGGAGUUUUCUAGAAAUCCUCCAGAGAUUUGCUUAAUAGCUUCACUACUAUCCUUGUCUUGCCCUAUCAGUAAGCAGAGUCUGUGUAUCGUUUUGUUGUUGUGCUUCUUGACACUCAGAUCCCAAGCUGGUGUAGAUCCAGUACUUGAUCCCACCACAGAAGUUAUACCAGCUCAAUCCACCUCUGUCUCAGUGGAUGAACGUACCACCAGCUGUAGAAAUGACCCAACAACUAAGGGUUUCAAGUUCAUUUCUUUGUGUCCUGGCUGGGAUUUCUGCUCCUAAUCUCCAUCCAUUGGUCAA
Pristis pectinata (smalltooth sawfish) is the source of this 6423-nucleotide messenger RNA. Its product is annotated as zinc finger and BTB domain-containing protein 20-like. Bases 701 to 2536 code for a protein of 611 amino acids. Gene Ontology annotation, molecular function: protein binding. The record is from RefSeq and is a predicted model, not a curated record. NCBI's taxonomy places the organism in Eukaryota, Metazoa, Chordata, Chondrichthyes, Rhinopristiformes, Pristidae. The transcript is spliced from 3 exons. Gene Ontology annotation, biological process: regulation of immune system process; regulation of cytokine production; negative regulation of transcription by RNA polymerase II.